AUGGUGGUUUCGAAUUCUGUAACACUAACACUAACCCAGAUAUCCCCUCUUUUGCUGCGUAGUCUUUUGUUCCGUUUCUCAAAUUUCUCUCGCACUCCGACUUGCAACUUCAAUUGCCAGAACAGGAUUAACCCAAUUCACAUAGCUAGGAGAUUUACGAGCUGUAACCGAAGUUUCAAUCUGCAUUCUACUAAUGGGUUUAAGGUCUCGGGAGGCUCUGAAUUGGGGUUUAGAUUUUCUUGUCCCCGUUCAUUUCGGGUUUCGAGUGGAGGCGGCUCCGGUGGUGGAGCAGGUAGGUUUGGAGGUCCAGGCGGUGGAAGAGGUGGCGAAGGUGGUGGUGGGAGUAAUUGGUCAUUGCUUUCAUGGUAUCUGUCUCUACUUGCCAGGCAUCCUGUGAUGACAAAAGCUGUUACAUCAGCACUUUUGACUUUAGUUGGUGACCUAAUCUGUCAGCUUGUGAUCGAUCAAGUACCAUCUCUAGACUUGAAGAGGACAUCUAUUUUCACACUGUUGGGGCUGGUUUUGGUGGGUCCAACAUUGCAUUUCUGGUAUCUUUAUUUAAGUAAAUUGAUCACAAAACCGGGAGCAUCUGGUGCUUUCAUGCGGCUUUUACUGGAUCAGUUUCUUUUCGCUCCCACUUUUAUUGGAGUUUUCUUAUCCACACUGGUGACACUGGAAGGAAGGCCAUCACAUGUGAUUCCGAAGCUACAACAGGAAUGGUUCUCUUCUGUUCUUGCAAAUUGGCAGCUAUGGAUACCCUUUCAAUUCCUCAACUUCCGAUUUGUGCCACAACAAUUUCAGGUCCUUGCCUCUAACUUUCUCACAAAGAAGUCCUUGCCAAAUAGGUACCUUGGUUACAUCAUCAAUUUUCAGUCUUAG
This is a messenger RNA of Fraxinus pennsylvanica, 879 nucleotides long. The record is from the annotation of a GenBank genome assembly. NCBI's taxonomy places the organism in Eukaryota, Viridiplantae, Streptophyta, Magnoliopsida, Lamiales, Oleaceae.